UUUUUCACACUCGCGGGCCGCGAGUUAACGAGUUCGGAGUUAACUCCAUCGCGCCGCGACUCGUUCAGUCAGUCAGUCAGUCAGUAGGACUCGCUCGUUCAUUCGUCCGCCUGUUGCCUUGUUAAUUGUACACGCUCGCGCGGUCGCUCGCUUCAUCAUUCGCUAAGUGAUCGCGUUAGUGCUUUCUUCGAGGCGCUUUUUUUUGCGCGCUCCGGCCCAUCCGAAUACACCACUUUUUCUCAUCAAUUUAAACAUUACAUUAUCAGAACCAUCAAGUGCCAACCAUCAAGUGUAUGUUGUAAGGAAAUGUUUUCUGAGCGUAACAUUUCUUGAUACCUGUGCGAAUAUGAUGGGAACUUAAAAUUAUUUGAAAAAUUUAUUCGCGAAGAAAGUAACAAAGAAGAUUUUUGAAGAUUUCCAACUAGUUUUCGAAGAAUUUGAGGAGUUGCCAGGAUGGAUAACUUUAUGAUUUACCUUAUUGGAUUCUCCUUGAUAUCCCUGACAAUAUCAUAUGGUUUCGAUGCGGGUACCGAUCAAGGUGCUUGUGGUAAACCGGUCCGUGCCUCCCGGGCAAUGAACAAACCCCCGUGUGAUUUGAUCAAAGAAAGCUACUGCACCUCAGCAGGAAAUCAAUACCCCUGGCAUGCAGUGCGUCGAUUUAUAAGAGAAAAUCAAGGAUUAAUGCGUCGCAUGUACGGCGAUGAGAGACACCUGGCUGUACUCAAAGCUGAACUGCAUAAUGAAGUUGAAAAAGAUUACGAUUUCGAUGACGAUUACGAACCGCCGACGUCUUUCUACCGCCAGGCGACCGAGAAUGAAGACCUCUACCAGAAUGGAGACUUUAAAACGCGGUAUUCCAAACAGGAUCACCUCAUAUUUGACGAUAAUGAACUUUUUGAUGAAGCCCGCUAUAUACACCAGCAGGACCGCAAGGAAGAAAUCAUCCUAAACACAAAAUUUGUGUAUAGCCAGGAGCCUGGUAUGCAGAUAAAACUGAAAGAAGUGCUUCAAGCACCGAAAUUCACACAGAAACAACAAAAAGACGAUGCUAAACAGACAGAAACCCUGUCCCAACCGCAGGAAGCAGCAGAAGUUGUCGAUGUGGAGAAUGGGACCAACUCGCUGGGAAGGAAUUACACUUAUGGACAGGUGACAGGUGAAGUAGGUCAAGGAUACCAAGGAAAACACAGUGGGUCCAACGAGUCCACCAAUCAGGAUGCUGUGAAUGUAAACAAUGACAACUUACAAACUAAUGAGAAUAUUGAGUUUGCUACGCAGACCUCCAGCACAUCGCAAGGUAUAAGCACUGAAGGAUUACCACCAGUGAAGGAAAGCACUACCUUCAAGCAAGAGGAAGACCACAGGACCAGUUCGUAUAAACCGGAAGUUUAUGAAACCAGUGCGACUAGUGAAGACUAUGAAGAAGAGACCACCACGCAGGAAACUUACGAUCAAACGGAGAACCCUGAUAAUAAACGUCCGGUGGGCGAGAUGCUCUUCCAAGACUUCCAGGAGAGUAAUAGUAAACCACCUCAUAAGGACUACAACUAUAACAAUAAAUUACGUGGAGUAAAUGCUUGUCCUGUCAAAGAAGAAGUAGUUGCACCAUUCUGGGCCAAUAAUACUCGUGGUGAAGUCCUGGCGCUGUUGAAUCUCUACCCAUUCGAACAAUAUGUGCAUUGGGAGAAGUGUACUUACGAACACCGUCAGAUGUACUGCCGUGAAGGUUGUCGCUGUGAACAACAGUACCGCCUGCAUCGCCUGCUCGCCUACGAUCCAAACAAUGAAUGCCGAGGAAUCUUCUCCGAUUGGUUCCGCUUCCCGUCGUGCUGCGUGUGUAAGUGCUACGACAUGCCGGCGGAAUUUCGCGUCACGUCGCGCAGCCCACGCUCGAGGAAGGACCCGGAACGCAGGGAGGAUAAACGCGAGCGCGAAAAACCGAGCACAUGGUUCGCCAAAAAGAAGUUGAACCUGAAGCGCUUUAAUUGAUGGUCAAGACUUCAUCGCCCGGUUGAAGCAAAGUAAUAACCAUAAGGCUCGUGCUAUUUUAUUACAUUUUAGUUACAAUUGAUUAGGUCCCUUAGGAGAUCCAAGAUGGCGGCAGAGAGGCUUUUAGAGAAAUACGUGAACAGGUUUUGUUGUAUUUGAUAUGCUAUAGUUUAGAUAUUCUAUGUUUAUGCAUCGCGAUUCGCUGCGUUUUAACUUAAUUGUGUUGUUCUUUAUUGGAGGAGCGAGAAUAUUUAUAUUUUAUUGUAUAUUAUGACUAGUUGUUAUUCGUACUCUGCGCUGGUACUCAUAUUUUGUAUAUUGUUGUUGAGAGAUUUUAUAUGUUUAAAUAAAUAAACUGUUACAAGAC
Messenger RNA from Dalotia coriaria, 2356 nucleotides. RefSeq names its product Spaetzle domain-containing protein 4 (gene spz4). The transcript is spliced from 3 exons. Lineage: Eukaryota; Metazoa; Arthropoda; Insecta; Coleoptera; Staphylinidae. The record is from RefSeq and is a predicted model, not a curated record. Gene Ontology annotation, cellular component: extracellular region. Gene Ontology annotation, biological process: central nervous system formation; innate immune response. Gene Ontology annotation, molecular function: growth factor activity; Toll binding. The coding region runs from base 454 to 1989 and encodes 511 amino acids.